GGAGGGUCCUGCUGAGGGAGGUGCAGGCGCUCACCCUGCGCAGAGGUCAGUACACCACGUCUCGGCGGACAGCUGCCGUCCCUCAGUUACAGUGCACAGGAGGCACUGCUGGAUGUUCCCGUGUCCCCGAGGUUGUUCAGUGUUACAACAAAGGCUGGGAUGGCUAUGAUGUACAGUGGCAGUGCAAAGCAGACUUGGAAAAUAUCUACCGUUUUGGCCAAAUCGAAGUGAGCUGUGAAGGCUACGAUUAUCCAGAUGAUCCUUACAUCUUAAGAGGCUCCUGUAGUUUGCUGUUCAGACUAGAGCUGACUGAGGAGGGUGAAAGGAAAGUGAAGAACUCUGGAAGCUUUGGCUCUGGCUAUUACCAGUCAAGGAAGGAUUCUUCUGAUUCUGGUGCUGGAGCGAUUGUUAUAAUUGUUCUUCUGGUUCUUGCUUUUGGAGUAUACAAGCUCUUCCUCAGUAACCAGCAGCCUCCGCAGAGUUUUGGUGACAGUGAUGGAUUCACUAGACCUUCCUGGCAGAGUCAGCAGGCACCUCCUCCUCCUGGUUUUAAGUCCAGCUUCACAG
Messenger RNA from Pterocles gutturalis (yellow-throated sandgrouse), 567 nucleotides. It is a transcript of the gene SARAF, whose product is annotated as store-operated calcium entry-associated regulatory factor. The annotation marks the transcript as partial. Gene Ontology annotation, cellular component: endoplasmic reticulum membrane. The record is from RefSeq and is a predicted model, not a curated record. Gene Ontology annotation, biological process: regulation of store-operated calcium entry. The transcript has 2 exons. Lineage: Eukaryota; Metazoa; Chordata; Aves; Pterocliformes; Pteroclidae.